Molecule: messenger RNA, 4727 nt
Organism: Osmia bicornis bicornis
Lineage: Eukaryota; Metazoa; Arthropoda; Insecta; Hymenoptera; Megachilidae
Exons: 4
Coding region: 471-998 (175 amino acids)
Source: RefSeq, a predicted model, not a curated record
UAAAAUGCUAAAUGGUAAUCCACGUGCUGGGCAAUAUAGGAAGAAGAAAAUGUCCCUUAAGCGGCCAUAUAUCUAACAGCAAAAAAAACGGCGCUCUCUGGGCGGAAAGUAAAAAAUUAACCAACUAAACUACACAAGAGGAGCAUCCAUCGUGUGAAUAAACGCAGUCCCGGAGCCACGUGAGCGCAAGUGUGAUGGUACCUUUAGCGAGAGAGCUGAGUGGGUGGCCGACAGGGUGGUUUAUCGACCAAGAUACAAAGCUCUGGAGGCUCAGUAUUCGCGGGACCACCACCCUGUCGAAAGCGAUCUCUUACGGAAGCGUAAUAGUCUCGGGUUCGCGGUGCAAUUCUCUUCAACUCGAGAAGCUCGAUGUUCUGUUCGUCGUGAGGAACAGUUACCACUAUCACGGCAUUCUGCUGCUGAAUCGACGCGGCAUUUCACUGAAGGCUUGUCGAAAAUAAACCAGCAAAAUGAUCACGGCAUUGCCAGUGCCCUCGGUGAAGGUCUUCCACAAAACUUAUUAUCAAGAAAAAGGAGCCAGGAUAACAAGUAGUCAACCUGGCAGCCCCUUAACUGAGAGUGAAGCGGUACUAGCGUUAAUGGACAAGGAACCACCGGAGUACUACUUCUGUGGCAAGGUCAAUUCGUUACACGUGGUAGUUGGGUCAUUGCUGCUCGGCGCCGUGGUAUUGGUAGUAGGCUUGGUGCAGCUUGCACCCGGAGCCGAAGCUGCACAAAACUCGACCGCCCUUAUUGCUGUCGGAUGCAGUUUACUAGUGGUUGGCGUACUUCUCGCGCCACUCAGAGCUUUGUGCAUAAAGAAACAAAAGGCUGCCCAGAAGGAUGGAACGCAUCAAAGAAGUGUAACUAGCAUAGAUAUGCUUCUUGCUCAACAUAGAGACUUCACGGUUCUGACGCCUGACGAACUGGAGGACCUCGUUGGCCGACCAACCUCCAACCUGGAGAAUAAAAUUCGCAAACAGGGCCACAAUACCUAGGUAUUGUCGGCCUCGAAGAAGGCCCAAUCAUCGUCAUCACCGUGCUCGAACACGCCAUCGUCAUCGACAUCGCCGGGAACUAAUUCAUCAAUUCUCUACACGCAUCGUUACGACUCUCGUGAACACAGUCUGGUUUAAAAUAUCUGGCGCACCGUCAGCCACCUCUUUAGAGAAUCAGUUCCGACUAAUUGUGCACGCAGCAAGUGCUCUUUCUUUCUACGAAGUUUGCACGCUGCCGUUAGCUUUGUGCAAGGGUAUCCAUAAGGCGAACCAGUGAAAUUGUCGCGUUUAUAAAGAACAAUUCAGUUGAUAUGCAGCCGAGAACAGUGCGGGGACAUUUUCUCGAUUGAUUGACUGUUGUUUCGUGGACUCGGUUGCGAUUAUUGUGAAAAGACCGUAUUGUUCGAAAGAAAAAUUCGAACGAACGAAUCGAGGAAGUUGUUGAGAACAUUAACCACGAAAGGAGCGACGUGGUGUUGGGUGAUCGAUCAAUGGAACGUUUCUUUUGAUCUUCGAAGUAAAGGAACAUAUUCCGACUUUCAUUGAAAAUCAACUGAGCGUGUUUCAAGUUAGCCAGAGCGAAGAGAUUCGUCGUUUAAUUUGUAUCAAAUGGAGAGAAAAAAAAAGAAAAGAAAAAACAGGGACCUAAUAAUUGGCUGCCUUCUUGUAAUCGUCGUUCAACUCUCGAUUCACUUCAGGAUCUUUCUUUCAGUUCGUACGGGUGUUUCUUUCGUUUCGAAGCACGAACUAAUCUAAUUUGCAAGAAACGUAAUUGUUUUUAAACAUUUCAAUUCAAACUGUACAAUUUUGUAUAAUUUGUUGUUCGUGCAAAGAAUCUUUAUAGAAAAAAUUCAACAGAGGUGAAAGUAAGUCGACAUUAUCAAAGAUACCCGCAGGCUGCUUCGCGGCUUCGAUUGUUCACGAUUAUUAUAUAUAAAAUAAAAAAAGAAGCAAUUUCAUUCGAGACUUCAUUGUGUUCAAAUCGCCAAGAUAUAAGUCUGACUCGAGUAUAAAAAACUGUAUAAAGUUUAGAUUAAUUGUCAUUCUUGAUUACUUCAUUCGGGAGAAAAAGGAUGGAAAUUCGUGCUUCGACAACGAGUGACGUUUGAAAAUAAUCAAAUAAAUCACGUAGCAUGGAGCGGCCUUGUUACAGCCAGCAAACACCCUUACGGACACUUGCAUAAUAUUUUUAGUCAGGCCUUGGUGCCCCUUCACUUGCCAGUAAUACACUUAAGUAAAUACUUUCAUACUAAAAUAUCUAUCAUCGCAUGAUGUACUGCACAUAUCUUCGAAUAUUAAAUCGUAGCUGUAAACGAUUUCAAUGAAAAAUUCUUACGAGAAAAUCCGAUGCUUUAAUGGGAAAACUUCUUUGCUGAGGAAAAAUUAUCAUUCCUCUGAUAAGAAGAAUUUACAAACGAAUUAGGAAUUGUUUCACUAAACCGUCUUUGAUAACGACACAGCAUUACUGUCUGUUAUAGAAUUGUUAAUAGUCCACAGCGAUGUUCCCUCUAAUUUCUUUUCCACCUGCGCGGACCUGUUAUUCCUCUCUGAGCACAGAAUUUCAAAUAACGCGCGAGAAAUCAUUUCAAACGAUAGAAAUUUAAUAAUUUCAAAAGAUUCUGUGUACGGGGGAAAAGAUUAUGCGCAGCUUAUCGUUAGAGGGAACGUGGACUUCAGCGUUUCGUGUUCCCCCUCACUACCGCUUUCACUUAGCACGAUUUUUUUGCUAUAAAUUUAAAGAUACACACGAAACGAUUGAUUAUUUAGAACGGCAGUUGCUUUUAGACAUCGUCUAACCAGUUCCUGCAAACAUUUUAUCAAUAUUGUCUGUGUUCGAUGAGACACAUUUGAAAAGAAAAUACAUAGAGAAAUGUAACACUCUGGUGAAUAUAUGGAUAGUUUAAGGCGAACGUUUUAAUAAACGAGUGAAUUUUAAGAUAAGCGAUAUAUCUCAGAAAAUAAUGUCCAAGAAGUUCAAAAAGAAAGAUAAGAAAAAGACGAAGGUUUUUCACACACACAUUUUUUAAAUUUAAUUAAAUAUACAGGAUUUACUUCCUCCAUUGGAACACCAAUUUUUUCUUUCUUUUUUUUUUUAAGUUAGUUUCACAAUUCAUCAAACGAGUUCACGAGGAGAAGAAUAUCAAUGAAAAAUAUCAUAAGGAUUUGACAAAGAUAAACAUAAUGCGGUUCACUUUUGUAAAGUAGCCCUAAAAAAGAUGAGACGACGUAGAAUACGAGAUAAAUGAAAACAUUUGUCGUUCGACAAUGAUGAAGAAAGUGGUUCGAACUUAUAAAAGUUUAAUGAACGAGGCCACGAACGCUGAAACAUACCGAGAGACGAAUAUUAUUAAAAUGAUGUGCUUCACAUUACGAAACAUAAAUAGAUGUUUAGGCUUAGUCCAUAGGCGUUAAGGUUGCUCGUUCGUGUGUUAAGAUUGAAAUGAGCAUAAAGAUUCUCGAUGGGGGAUUAAAUAUUGUCAAAUUUAAGGAUAAUUGCUCGAAGAAAUGAUCGUAUCGAUCCCAGAAAGGCUGUUAGAAUCAUAUGAAAUUUUCUAUUUCAUGCGUAAUAUAAUUAAAUAGUUCACGUUGUAUAUGAAUGGGAUUCACUUUAUACGCUCGAAUGACAGUAAAUGAACCUUUGACGAUGAACAAGUAAAAUAUUAAAACGAUGCACUGAUUUUCCUUUCUCAAUUAACCCUCGAACGGCCGUAAAGAGAGCAAUUUAAUUUUGUAUAUUAUUUUCAUUUUUAAAAUUUUACAAUGUUCCUUUAAAAAUUGUUCUUCUAACAUAUGAAAUACUUUCCUUUAAAAAUUAUAAAGUUUGGGUCACAUUUGACUCAGGCUCUGCUGUUCAAGGGUUAACUUUUAACCCUUCGUUGCAUGAACUUUUUAAUUUUGAAAAGAAAUACUGCUUUUCAUUUAAAAUAAACCUAUAUAAUAUUAAAAAUUUGCAACAUUAUAUGAUAUAGAAUUUAUAGCUACAACUGUUUAAAAAAUAUAAGGAAUUUAUGUAACAGAUUUGCAACAUAAUGCAAAGAAGGGUUAAUGUACUUUACAAAUUGUAUAUAAUAAAAGAAACACUGGCACUUAUUUAUUUUUACAUAAGAAAAGAUUCUAGAGUAUAAUAGAUAAAAGAAACAUAUCUUAUAGAGAGGAGAAAUAACUAGUUAGAAACAAAAGAGAUAAAAAUAAAAAUAAUUAAAUAACUGCAGAAUAACAAUUCCUUUUUUAAUCUUAGUCCAUAUAACAUUAAAAAGGCAAAUUACAGUUGUAAAUGUAAUUUAACAGUUUGACGGCCACGUAUUUUAUUAAAUUGGUAGCUCUUGUAAUUUUAUAUAUUUUUUGUGUAUCAAACUAAAAUUACUGCGAGAAUACUUGAAAUAACAAAAUUACCAAUUCUCAAAUUGUAAGUAAAUAUAAAUAAAGUAUAAAGUUACGUAUGAAAAUGAUGAAUACGUGAGGCCAUCAAAAUGCUAAUAAUAAAGGAAUAAUAAAAAUAGUUUUAUUGCAUAUUUAACAGCGAAAAAUAAUGUUAAAAUAUACAAGAAACAUAAGCUUCUGUCAAACAUAACAUUGACAAAAAUGAAAAUCAUAACUAGAUUGCGGAUGUUUAUGCAAAUGGAUAUUUUAUGCAUAAAGAAGUAGGACCUAGACAGAAAUUUGUUUUGUCAUUAGACGGUUCUAAAAAAAUGUAUAUUUUGCAAAAUAAAUAAAUAAAAAUAAAAAUUA